Messenger RNA from Cylicostephanus goldi, 654 nucleotides. The record is from the annotation of a GenBank genome assembly. Lineage: Eukaryota; Metazoa; Nematoda; Chromadorea; Rhabditida; Strongylidae.
AUGUCCGAAGAAGAAGAAGAGCGUUGUAUAUGUCAAAUCUGUGAAUGCGGAAACCACAAGUGUGCACAUGUGGAUGCUGACUGGUUUACGAGUAAGGGAAUCGGUGAAGCAGCUACUGAGUAUGGCGCUCAGUACCCUGGUAAAGAAGCGGUAAGAACGCGAGCAAUUCGACCAGCUGAGACGAUAGUUAAUUCUGGAGAAUUUAAUGGCGAAACGACAAACAAAGCGGAUUUCAAUGAGAAACAUGUCUCUAGAAAUCGGUCUUUCAAGCCAGUUGCAUCGCCAAUUCAAUCUGGCGAGUUUAACGGGGACACUACGAAUAAAUCGGACUUCAAUGUCAAGCAAGUGGAGAAGCAAAAAGCUUUUCGCCCUGUUCAGUCAACUGUUGGAGGAGGCGAGUUUACCGGGGUAACCACAAACAAAUCAGAUUUCGACAGAAAACAGGCUCAACGACAAACAGCAUUUCGUCCUGCUGAAGCUUCUUAUGGAGGCGGUGAGUUUACCGGAAACACGACAAACAAAGUGGAUUACGAUAGAAAAGAGGUCCAACGACAAUCAGCGAUUCGUCCCGCAGAAGCGACCUACGGUGGCGGUGAGUUCAUGGGAGACACGACGAAUAAAGUGGAUUAUGAUAGGAAGGAGGUUAGCUUCUAA